CUGAAAUAGUUUAAAGAAAGACCACACUUGCAGUCUAUGGGAGGUAUUGCUCAUUGCUGCGCUCCCGCAGGAUAUGCGCAAUUGUGGCGCUUGCUAACAAUGGCUAAGCUGUGUUGGCACAUACACACAUGUUUGCCAAAAAAGCGGCUACAUGCCAUAACAACGUGGAAGACCGGCUGGGCUUUGAUUGUGAUGUGCGUAUUGGCUCUGUACUAUAUAUAUCAGUCGCACAUGCCGCCGGAGAAGGAUGUGUUCACGAUACGUUUCUUCUUCUCCGGCGGCAUUGGGAACGAGCUGUUCUGGUACGCGUCCGGCCUCGCGAUAGCCUCACGCAACCACAUGGCGUUCCAUCUCGAGAAGGACCUGAAGAUACGCAAGUUCUUUAACCUCACCGAGGCGGUGUUCGUCGACGGUCCCGAGUACGGCUCUCGCUUCGCACAGGUGAAGGAGCGGCAGUGCUGCUGCUACAACCCGUCUCUCGCUCGACCUCGCGAGUCCCCCGUCCGCUAUGAGGCCUACCUGCAGUCGUGGAAGUACUUUGUUGACUACCGGCAGGUGGUGCGCGAGCAGUUCCGCCCGAACGCCGACCUGCUGCGGCGCGCACGACGCGUCCUCGACGACGCGCUCGCGACGCUGGACGGUGGCGACCCUGCUGUCGGUGGCCACCGCACGCUCGUCGGCGUUCACGUGCGCCGCGGCGACAUGCUUCACCAAGAGAACAUGAGCCUCGGUUUCCAGGUGGCGGACGCACGCUACUUGCGCGCGGCGAUCGCGUACUUUGCGCGGCGCCACCGCGGAUGCACGUUUGUCGUCUGCAGCGACGACAUGGCGUGGACGCGCCGGCAGCUAGAGGGCGCCGCGAACGUCGUGUUCGUCUCGGCCGGAUCGGCCAUCUUGGAUUUCAUCGUGCUGACGCUAACCAACCACACGGUGAUGACGACGGGCACGUUCUCUUGGUGGGUCGCUUACCUGACUGGUGGCGACGCCGUGUACUACAAUCAGUCGUCGCGUCCCGGGUCCGAACUAGCACAUCAGGUGUGUACGCGCGAGUACUAUCUGCCUAACUGGGUGCCACUGUGAAGUAGUGAACGUGCGGCAGCCGCGGACACUCCUCGGUGCUGCUCCUAGUGUUGCCAGUGCAGCAGUGUUGCAUACAAUUUGUAUACAAAUGUACAACAUGUUGUGUAUCAACAUACGGGGUUCCGAAUCUCUGGUCAGUGAAUGUUAGCAGUUAGUUCUAUAACUCCUACCAAACAUUCGACAAGUAAAUAUGACGUCAAACCUUGGGUAAUUACCUGAGUGUACUAACACAUACGAUUUCCUGAUGAAAUCAAAUUAAUUAACUUAUGUGAUGAAACGGGCAGCCCAUGCGAACGUUAUGACACUAAAACGGCAUUCCCUCAGUGAAAAGCUAACAUGGAUAUUCCUUAUCAACACACUACCAUUCCUUGGUUGCCACAUAAAAACGUUCCCAAAACGCCACGUAUAUCAUGAACAAGCUUGUGAAUUGGUGAAUAUACUAGUUUGCAACAUGAUGUACACUAACAAUGCACCAUGUUCAUUUCUUCAAAAUUUACUUGGAUCACAAGGGUACAGAUUAGUGUGUGCUUGCUAGAUCUGUGAUAAUAGUUUCUAAUUACUUUGUCCAACAACAAAUUAAAACUUUAAAAAAACCUUAUGGUAAAGUAGCAUUUAAAAAGUUAUAAUCUGUUAAUCAAACUUUUGUCAAUAGAUGACAAACGGUCUACUACAGUGAUACGAAUUUCUGCUUAUUUGCAUACUAUUUUGCAUGCCCUCAUGAUGUACAGGUAGAUAUAUACACAGAGAAGUUGAAUCACUCUGGAGUUGCAGUGGAAAUAUUAAUCCACACCUGAGUGUGUCACGCUUUUCGGAUAACAACAUCGGAAUGGCAAUGCAAUGUUUUAACAGAGCAGCUUUUGCAUUGAGUCUAUCUAAUCAAAAUAAUUUUAUGCACUAAAUGUUUGCAUUGAACACUACUUUGAUUAGAUACAUUGAUAGGUCUAUUUAUAUAUAGGGGGAAUGCCGUUAGGUUACAUAUAUUAUAUAAUAUUGGUUAAAGUUAUAAUUAUAUAAGCUAUAUAUAUUAUAUAAUUAUAAGUCGAGUACUAGCCAUAGUGGCUGCAAACUUAAUUUUAAUAUUUCACAAACCUUAUUAUACUGUAUGUUGCAGCUCAUAUUCUGUGUCAAAAAUUGGCCAGUCGUUGGCCAAAAAUUGGUCAUGCGUGAGGAGAGGCCAGUCAAUUCCCUUAAUUCCACCAUACACACGUAUGGUAUGCGAAUAGGUUUUGUAUGACAUUUUUACGCUUAUGAAAUUCAUAAGUUUGGUUAUUCAAUUUGUUUAGAUAAAACCCAAAUUUUAUCAGAAGUGCAUAAUAGAGAUGAUAUCUAGAUAAUAUAUAGAUGAUAAUUUAUCAUAUCCAGCUCAGCUGGUUGUGCCUAGUUAUCAUAUGAAAAGUGUGUUCAUGCAUUCAUAGCAGCUACAGUCUCAGCUAUUUUGAAAUGUACAUAUCAUAAGUUUAUGAGACCAAUAAAUACAUUCCUCAUUAUAUACAUUUUA
Messenger RNA from Priapulus caudatus, 2578 nucleotides. Its product is annotated as galactoside 2-alpha-L-fucosyltransferase 1-like. The record is from RefSeq and is a predicted model, not a curated record. Gene Ontology annotation, cellular component: membrane. The transcript has 3 exons. Gene Ontology annotation, biological process: carbohydrate metabolic process. Bases 37 to 1080 code for a protein of 347 amino acids. NCBI's taxonomy places the organism in Eukaryota, Metazoa, Priapulida, Priapulimorpha, Priapulimorphida, Priapulidae. Gene Ontology annotation, molecular function: galactoside 2-alpha-L-fucosyltransferase activity.